This is a messenger RNA of Balaenoptera musculus (blue whale), 1132 nucleotides long. It is a transcript of the gene FSBP, whose product is annotated as fibrinogen silencer binding protein. The transcript has 2 exons. Lineage: Eukaryota; Metazoa; Chordata; Mammalia; Artiodactyla; Balaenopteridae. The record is from RefSeq and is a predicted model, not a curated record. The coding region runs from base 45 to 944 and encodes 299 amino acids.
UGCAUGGUGGUUUCAGAAACUGCCUACUUAAUUUGAAAAGAACAAUGGUAGGAAAAGCUAGAUCUUCCAAUUUUACCUUAUCUGAAAAGCUUGAUUUGUUAAAGCUUGUGAAGCCAUAUGUUAAAAUUCUGGAAGAACACACUAACAAACAUUCAGUAAUAGUGGAAAAGAAUAGAUGUUGGGAUAUCAUAGCAGUUAACUAUAAUGCAAGUGGAGUAGACCGCCCUCCUCGAACAGCGCAGGGCCUACGCACUCUUUACAAAAGGCUCAAAGAAUAUGCCAAACAGGAGCUAUUGCAGCAAAAAGAGACCCAAUCAGAUUUUAAAAGCAAUAUUUCUGAGCCAACCAAGAAAGUUAUGGAGAUGAUUCCCCAGAUUUCCAGUUUUUGCCUGAUAAGAGACAGGAACCACAUACAAAGUGCAAACUUGGAUGAGGAAGCACAGGCUGGUACAAGUUCACUACAGGUAAUGUUGGACCACCAUCCAGUUGCUAUUACAGUGGAGGUGAAGCAAGAAGAAGACAUUAAGCCCCCUCCUCCACUGGCUUUAAAUUCUCAACAGAGUGAUACUUUAGAGCAAAGAGAAGAACAUGAAUUAGUACAUGUUAUGGAAAGAUCUUUGUCACCGUCACUUUCCUCUGUUGAUAUGAGAAUGACAUCGUCUCCAUCUUCUAUCCCAAGGACAGAUGAUAUUUUUCGGCAUGAAAGUGGAGAAAAUUUUAGGUCACAGUUAGGGUAUGAUCCUCAGAUUCUGCAAAUGCUGAAAGAGGAGCAUCAGAUAAUUUUAGAAAAUCAAAAAAAUUUUGGAUUAUAUGUUCAGGAGAAGAGGGAUGGAUUGAAAAGAAGGCAGCAGCUAGAGGAAGAGCUGCUAAGAGCAAAAAUUGAAGUGGAGAAGCUGAAAGCAGUUCGCUUACGGCAUGAUCUAUCUGAAUAUAAUAGUCUCUAAGAUUUUUUUUUGCAGUCUUGCAAUUUGAUAAUUUUAAUUUUGGCCAAAUUACUUUCAUUUGGGAAUAUCCUGAAGCAGAGUAUAUAUUCUUUUUUUUUUUUUUUUUUGGCCACGCCGCAUGGCAUGUAUGAUCUUAGUUCCCUAACCCUAACCCUAACCCCUGCAGUGGAAGCACAGAGUCUUAACCA